This is a messenger RNA of Penicillium malachiteum, 1557 nucleotides long. RefSeq names its product putative cyclopropane-fatty-acyl-phospholipid synthase. Gene Ontology annotation, biological process: cellular response to biotic stimulus. Bases 1 to 1557 code for a protein of 518 amino acids. NCBI's taxonomy places the organism in Eukaryota, Fungi, Ascomycota, Eurotiomycetes, Eurotiales, Aspergillaceae. The transcript is spliced from 3 exons. The record is from RefSeq and is a predicted model, not a curated record.
AUGACGACUAUUCACCCGGAGUCCACUGCGGACUUCGACUUCAUACAAACCCCGGACGCCCCUGAGCCGACCAAGCCAGCCUUUGACUGCGGCGUGCGAACCACCUUGUACCCUGCUAUCAAAAAUGCCCCCGUUCCUGCAGACUCUCCUGGAAGUGACAGCUUCUCCAAUGGUUUGAUGAUUGCGCUUGUUGUGAUGGUACCCUGGUGGCUUGCUCGCCAAGUCAGCGGAGGGUUCUAUACCACCAUCUUCUUUGCGAUCUUCACUACUGUUCCUGUUCUAAUGGCUUUCUGGACUGUGUCAUCUUCAAUUUCACCCCGCAAGACCGAGAAGGCCAAGUACUGUGGCCGCCCUGUGGAGUACUACCUGAACUUCCACAGCGAGCGUGACAAGGCCACCUACAACGGCAAGAGCAAGAUCCCCAUGGAAGUCUUCUACGAGAAGUACUUCAAUGGUGAGGUUGACUUUAAGAUUGAUGCUUUGGAGGCAUUGGAGUAUCGCCAUGAUUGGGCCAACUUCAAGUUCACCAUGGGCCUGUUCAAGCACUUCCUUUUUGGUUUCAUUCCUGAGCUACUGUUGCACACUCGUUCCCAGGACGAGGAGCAGGUUCGUGAUCACUACGACCGCGGUGACGACUUCUAUGCAUGGUUCCUCGGCCCCCGCAUGAUCUAUACCUCCGGUAUCAUUGGCGACGUCAACAAAGAAGAAACUCUCGAGGAAUUACAAGACAAUAAGCUGGCCGUUGUCUGUGAGAAGAUUGGUGUGCAGCCUGGCGAUAGGCUUCUUGAUCUUGGUUGUGGUUGGGGUACCCUCGCCAAAUACGCUUCCGUUCACUAUGGUGCCCACGUCACUGGUAUCACGCUUGGUCGCAACCAGACUGCAUGGGGUAACAAUGGUCUCCGCAAAGCUGGUAUUGAGGAGUCUCAGAGUCGUAUCGUUUGCACCGAUUACCGCGAUACUCCUCGUGUUGAGGGUGGUUACCAGAAGAUUACCUGUCUCGAGAUGGCUGAGCACGUUGGUGUUCGCCACUUUUCCACAUUUUUGAACCAGGUCUACGAUAUGCUUGACGAUGAUGGUGUUUUCUUCCUCCAGAUUGCUGGUCUCCGUAAGUCCUGGCAGUACGAGGAUCUGAUUUGGGGUCUGUUCAUGAACAAGUACAUCUUCCCCGGCGCCGAUGCUUCCACUCCUCUCGGAUUUGUUGUCGACCGUCUUGAGGGUGCUGGGUUUGAGAUUAAGGGUAUUGACACUAUCGGUGUUCACUAUUCUGCGACCCUUUGGCGUUGGUACCGGAACUGGAUGGGUAACCAAGACAAGGUUGAGGCGAAGUAUGGCAAGCGCUGGUUCCGUAUCUGGGAGUACUUCCUUGCUGCUUCUACUAUCACUUCUCGCCAAGGUGGUGCCACUUGCUGGCAACUGACCCUUGUUAAGAACAUCAACUCUACACACCGUGUUGAGGGUAUCCAGUCCCAGUUUGGUCUUGCUGGUGCUCGCCAGGCUGCUAUUGACCGUGCUAACGGCACCCUGCCCAAGGCGCAUAUCGUCAAGAAGGAUCUGUAA